Messenger RNA from Aphanomyces invadans, 866 nucleotides. RefSeq lists its product as hypothetical. The record is from RefSeq and is a predicted model, not a curated record. Lineage: Eukaryota; Oomycota; Saprolegniomycetes; Saprolegniales; Verrucalvaceae. Bases 110 to 556 code for a protein of 148 amino acids. The transcript has a single exon.
CACCCAGCGCAUCGCCUCCACUUUGCAACUUGCGGCCUUGACUCGAUCGACCCCCCUACCGACGCUCCCCUCGACCACCACCCAUCUCGUCCACGACCUUGCGUUUGAUAUGCCCCACCCCACGCCGUCGUUCCAGCCCGCCGCCACCGACCGCACGUGCAAAUACGUGUACAAAACGUGCAGCAACCUGCGCACGUUCAAACGGGACGGGUCGCUCCACCGCCUCUGCGAGUACCAUCGUGCCAAGGCGAACGCCCUGCAAAAGGUGUACGCGACCAAGCGGCGGUGUGAGCUCCGCGCCGCGAAACGCCACCACGCGAUGAAGACGAAAAUCGCCGUGUCCGCCGCCGUCCACCCGCCCGUGGCCCAAGUCCCUCGCGACUUGUCCAUGCCAUCACAUCCGUCCACCGUGACGCUUGCGUCGUCGGCCACCGUCCCGCUCUCUCAGCACUUGGAAUUGGCGUUCUUGAUGGAUCUCGAACCUCUCGACGCCGCGGUCACCGACGUCGACUCGCUCUCGGACGAAGAAUACGCGUACCUCCAAGCUGUGCUGUGAGCGUCAUCGGGCCGUCGGACGAUCGACACCCGUGCGACCUUUUCUAUUUAUUCUCGACCUUUUUUAAACUCGGAAUUCCCACCUCGAGUGCCUUUGACAUCUCUCGUUCGGACCAUGCUUCUUCACACCAUGUCGAGUCCAGCGCAUGUCUACCGCGUAUCUCGCGGUGCCAACGUGCGCGGCGCAAGGUGGCGGGCGCAUGACCAGGAUAUCGAUCCGCCGCCAUGUCCGACCGACUCGAUCGGGUUGUUGAGACGUGCACGGUCGGUGGCCAUGACAAGGAAUGCACACGCAUGUCUAAAUACAACGC